This is a messenger RNA of Labeo rohita (rohu), 3662 nucleotides long. RefSeq names its product opioid receptor, delta 1b (gene oprd1b). The transcript is spliced from 4 exons. Lineage: Eukaryota; Metazoa; Chordata; Actinopteri; Cypriniformes; Cyprinidae. Gene Ontology annotation, cellular component: membrane; neuron projection. Gene Ontology annotation, molecular function: neuropeptide binding; G protein-coupled enkephalin receptor activity. Bases 212 to 1522 code for a protein of 436 amino acids. Gene Ontology annotation, biological process: G protein-coupled opioid receptor signaling pathway; neuropeptide signaling pathway. The record is from RefSeq and is a predicted model, not a curated record.
GGAAUAAAUUACAUUUUAUAUAUUCAAAUAGAAAGCGGUUUUGUUGUAUUUUGGAUCAAAUAAAUGCAGGUUUGGUGGGCAGAAGAGACUUGUUUAAAAACAUUAAAAAACUUACUGUUCAAAAACUUUUGACUGGUAGUGUACAAUAGCAAAAUAGUAUGGCUAGUACACAUUUACAGUGACACUUUUGAGUGCUGGCGCAGUAGUUGCCAUGUGUUCCACUAGACUAGUCUUCAUUGUACUUCGAGAGAAAGUGGGAGCGCAUGCACAGCAGCACACGCAGUUGGAAGUCGAGUGCGCUCCCGAGGAGAGGAGAGGAGAAAAGAAAAGCAGGGAGCUGCGUAAAGUGACCAGUGGAGCUGAUAAGGCGUUUGGCACUAUACCGGGGAAGCGCAUAAUGGAGCCUCCAACAGUGACUGUCAGUGAUUUUACCGAGCACUAUCCUUUAAUUCAGCAAAACUCGAGUUUUAUGGAGGAACCAGCGGGACUUCUGUCCAACUGGAGCGGAGGCAACGAGCCGAAGGCGGUGAAAGGCAGCACGGCGGUCGCUAUCGCUGUGUGCAUCACCGCGCUGUACUCUGUCAUCUGUGUGGUGGGACUGUUUGGAAAUAUUCUCGUUAUGUACGGUGUGGUCAGGUACACAAAGAUGAAGACAGCUACCAACAUUUACAUCUUUAACCUGGCUUUAGCCGAUGCAUUAGCCACCAGUACUUUACCCUUCCAGAGUGCCAAAUACCUCAUGAGCACCUGGCCAUUCGGAGAGCUGCUGUGUAAACUGAUCAUUGCUAUUGACUACUACAACAUGUUUACCAGUAUUUUCACACUGACGAUGAUGAGUGUAGACCGUUACAUUGCCGUGUGCCAUCCGGUGAGAGCCCUGGAUUUCCGCACACCCGUCAAAGCAAAGAUCAUCAACAUCUGCAUAUGGAUUCUCUCCUCUGCUGUCGGCUUCCCAGUCAUGGUUAUGGCCGUUACUAAAGUGACAGAAACAGGCAAAACAGUCUGCAUGUUAAAAUUUCCUGACCCAGACUGGUACUGGGAUACUGUGACCAAGAUCUGUGUUUUCAUUUUCGCCUUCGUGGUUCCCGUCUUGGUCAUCACCAUCUGUUACGGCCUGAUGAUUCUUCGCCUCAAGAGUGUGCGCUUGCUGUCCGGCUCCAAAGAGAAGGACAGGAACCUCCGACGGAUCACCCGCAUGGUUUUGGUGGUGGUGGCGGCCUUCAUCAUCUGCUGGACCCCCAUCCAUAUCUUCAUCAUCAUCAAAACCGUGGUGGAGAUCAACCAGAAGAAUCUGCUCGUGGUCGCCUGCUGGCAUCUGUGUAUUGCUCUGGGCUACAUGAACAGCAGCCUCAACCCGGUCCUGUACGCGUUUCUGGAUGAGAACUUCAAAAGGUGCUUCAGAGAAUUCUGUUUGCCCUUUCGUUCCCGCAUGGAGCAGAGCAGCUUUUCCAGAGCCCGUAGCGGCACAAGAGAGCCCAUCUCGGUGUGCGCCAAGUCUGAAUCCAUAAAGCAGCCCACAUGACUAGACCUGGAGCAGAUACCUCCUGCCACACAACCAGGGACACAGAAAGAUCUGCAGUCUGAGGUCACCCAGAUCUCUACCACUGAGUUUUAAGCUCCUUUGAGGUAAAUACAACUUGACAAGUCCAUAUACUAAAGGCAAAACCUAAUUUUUUUAUACCUUUCUUAACUUCACUGAGUGAAGUUAGUCUGCAGAAUUUUCCUAAGUGAGAAAAUUAGAUGAUUUGGACCAUCAAGAUUAUAAUCAUGCUUUGGAAAAGACAUUAAAAAUGCGGUCUUAAAUGGUCAGGAAAUCUACAUUCAUUAGUGGUAUAUGAGCCAUCCAAAUGGAUUCCCAUAGUCAGAUUUUUAAAUUAAAGUGAAUGCAUUUCCUUGGGAACUUUGGGAACUAAAACACAAGCAGCUAAACAAGGCACUGAACACACAAAUUCAGUUUCUCAAAACAACAAAACAAGCUGUAAGAUUUUCAUUCAAAGAGACAAGCUGUCAUUUCACAGAACAAUGAAAAUCUACAGUGGUCUUUCCCACUCCACAAUAAAAGGAUUUCAUUAAACUUGAGGAUAAAGCUACUGUCGGAUACAGAGACUGGACCAAAAUCUUCAUAUUAGCAUGGAUGACAGGGUUACUUUCCUCUGUUAAAACACACUGUUAUAUAAACUUGACACAUUAUUCAUGUCAUGGUGCUUAAUAAGGUGUAAUCUUGUAAAUGUUUGCUAGUAGUGAAGAUGUUUGAUGACCUUUGACUAUGAAGUAUACAGUGUUCAUGCUAGGAACAUAACAGUAUGUGUAGACGUGCUCUGAGACUAUCACAGAGGGGCUUUUAGAUAUUUUCAUCUUAUUUCUAUGUAAUGAAGUAUUUAGUGCAACCAUUCUUGCAUUUCAUUGCCAUUAGCACAGAAUGGCUGUUUUUUAACCUUCUUCAAAUUCCAGGGUUGAAAUGACAUUUAAUGAAUCAUUUUCUGAUAUUAGCGUUUGAUUCUAAAUGUCAGCUUUGGUGUAAAAGUAGAGAGAGUUUAGUUUCUUGAACUGUUAGACAAACUUUCUCUAGUCAAGGAUGUUUAUGUAUUAGAAGUAUUAGAAGUGAGUAUUGCUUUGCUGUAGAACCUGUAUACUUAUGUGCAACUGUUGGAUAUUUCCUCUCAUGAUUAUAUUUUUAAUGGAUGCACUGGAAUUAGACAUCACAGAUUAUCUUAACUGUCAGUGUUUAUAUUGUGAAAGCUAAAAAACAAUUAAAACUGUUCUGUAGAUUGAAUAGACGUUGGGAGAAAGAUAUCUCAAUUUUUUUUUUACUCCCCACAUGAUGAGCAAGAUUUAUUAUCUAAGAUAUGUAUUUAAUGAUGAAUAAGCCUGUCGCCCAUUAUGCAGUUGUAAAGAUUUAACUUUUGUUUGGUAAGAAUAUAACACAAAAGCCUUACAAAGACAGAAAUGAAAAACUACUAUGCUAAUUUUCUGCAGGUACUUGCAAAGGUUGGAGACUCAAGCACUGUUACAUAAUCUCUUCAGCAGACAACCUAUAGACGCCCUAUUAUGAAAUAUACUGGAUAUUUCAUAUCUAUAUUUCAUAUAUACUGUGCUUUUGAAUCAGGAUAAAAAUUAAAAAAGAGGCUGUUGUAUAUUGACUGUUGCAUAAAGACAAUUUGUUUUGUAUUUUUGCUGACUUUUGUUUUUUUUUUCUAGUCAUAAGAAACAAAACGUAAUUUUAACCUGGCCAGUUUGCUUAUAAUACCCGAGUAAUGUUUUGUUUCCAGCAUCUGAACAUUACAGAUGUUACAGAAGGCGCAGCUAUUUGUAAUUUUUAUGAGUUUGGCUUUCGGUCUCAUCCACGUCCAGCUAUUUCUAGAUGUACAAAAGAGCUUGUUUUGCUGCUUGAUAUUGCAAAUUGGUGUGUCUUACCAUAUUAUUUUAAUGUAAGACACACCAGUUUGCAAUAUCAAGCGGCAAAACAAGCUGUUUUCUACAGCUAAAAAGAGCUGGAAGCUGGAAGCCUUGCAAAUGCCCAUGCCCGCUCUUACGGGAAAAAUAGGGUGGUGUUUUAAUGCAGUGAAAAAUAGAGUGUGAAACAAAGAGGAAACUGACAACAUGCCAACAGACAAGACAGAGCAGGUUACUUCUGGUAUGAAGCAAGGUCUCCGCUUUAAAAU